Molecule: messenger RNA, 1794 nt
Organism: Anoplopoma fimbria (sablefish)
Lineage: Eukaryota; Metazoa; Chordata; Actinopteri; Perciformes; Anoplopomatidae
Gene: rpe65a
Product: retinoid isomerohydrolase RPE65 a
Exons: 14
Coding region: 1-1596 (531 amino acids)
Biological process (GO): zeaxanthin biosynthetic process; retinal metabolic process
Molecular function (GO): retinol isomerase activity; all-trans-retinyl-ester hydrolase, 11-cis retinol forming activity; beta-carotene 15,15'-dioxygenase activity
Source: RefSeq, a predicted model, not a curated record
AUGGUCAGCCGAUUUGAACACCCAGCUGGUAGCUACAAGAAGAUUUUUGAGACAUGUGAGGAGCUCGCUGAGCCUCUUCCAACGACAAUCAUAGGUAGGAUUCCUUCAUUUCUGAAGGGAAGUCUUCUCCGUUUAGGACCUGGGCUUUUCGAGGUUGGAGAUGAACCCUUCUAUCACCUCUUUGAUGGACAGGCCCUCAUGCACAAAUUUGACUUUAAGAACGGCCAGGUCACCUACUACCGAAAGUUCAUCAGAACAGAUGCCUACGUGAGAGCCAUCACAGAGAAACGUGUGGUGAUUACUGAGUUUGGCACCUUUGCGUACCCCGAUCCCUGCAAAAACAUUUUCUCCAGGUUUUUCUCUUACUUCAAGGGUGUUGAGGUCACAGACAACUGCCUGGUGAACGUUUACCCUGUUGGUGAGGAUUACUACGCCACAACAGAAACCAACUUCAUCACUAAAGUGAACACUGAUACCCUGGAGACGCUGAAGAAGGUUGACAUGUGCAACUACGUCAACAUCAACGGAGUGACAGCCCACCCUCACAUUGAGAGAGAUGGUACAGUGUAUAACAUUGGAAACUGCAUGGGGAAGGGAGCAACGCUGGCCUACAACAUUGUCAAGACUCCACCCACACAGAAAGAUAAGUCUGAUCCCAUUGAGAAGUCCAAGGUGGUGGUGCAGUUCCCCAGUGCUGAGAGGUUCAAGCCCUCCUAUGUGCACAGCUUCGGCAAGUCGGACAACUACUUUGUCUUUGUGGAGACCCCGGUGAAAAUCAACCUGCUGAAAUUCCUGAGUGCCUGGAGCAUCCGAGGCUCCAACUACAUGGACUGUUUUGAGUCCAAUGAGAGCCAAGGAACCUUGUUUCACAUUGCCAGGAAAGACCCAGGAGAGUACAUUGAUCACAAGUACAAAGGGGCGCCCAUUGGCAUGUUUCAUCACAUCAACACCUACGAGGACCAAGGCUUCAUUGUUGUUGACCUCUGUGGAUGGAAAGGUUUCGAGUUUGUUUACAACUACCUCUGGUUGGCCAACCUGAGAGCCAACUGGGAUGAGGUGAAGAAGGCGGCCAUGAUGGCGCCACAGCCGGAGGUCCGCAGAUAUGUCAUUCCUCUGGACAUCCACAAGGAGGAGCAGGGGAAGAACCUGGUCAGCCUGCCGUACACCACCGCAACGGCGACGAUGUACGCUGACGGGACCAUCUGGCUGGAGCCGGAGGUGCUCUUCUCCGGGCCUCGCCAAGCUUUUGAGUUCCCUCAGAUCAACUACGAGAGGUACGGAGGAAAGAAUUACUCGUACGCCUACGGCCUGGGUCUCAACCAUUUCAUACCAGACAGGAUCUGCAAGCUGAAUGUGAAGACCAAGGAGACCUGGGUGUGGCAAGAGCCGGACUCCUACCCCUCAGAGCCCCUGUUUGUUCAGACUCCUGAUGGGGUGGAUGAGGAUGAUGGCGUGCUGCUGACCAUCGUGGCGGCUCCGGGCUCCCAGAGACCAGCGUACCUCCUCAUCCUCAACGCCAAGGAUCUGUCCGAGGUCGCCAGAGCAGAAGUGGAGUGCAGCAUUCCUGUCACUUUUCACGGGAUGUACAAACCCUAACGAUGCUUUUCUCAGAGUGUCAACAGGAGCCAGGCAUUACCCAGUAUUAAAAACAGGUUGAAUAAUGACUAAAUGGUUGUAUGUUCUCACUUGGGUUGUUAUAUAAAGAUAUUAUGUGAAUUGAUGUGGCUUUUUGAUUCUAGUUGCUGGAUGUACUCAAAUGUUUAAACCUGAAUUGUCAGCAUUGGUUUAAUAAAA